AUGAAUUGGAAAAAGUUGUUUGAAAGAUUAUUUCGACAAAUUGGAUUCAAAAAUUACAAAACAUUCAAAAUCAGUAUAGCGGACACAACAGCGUUAAAAUAUCAUUGCGCCUUACAUGAAAUUGAACUGUCAACACCUACUGGUAAAAGUACAAUUAAGAAUAUGGCUAUCAUGGACUUUAUGACAUAUCACGUUAACACUAUUGGGCUUGAAGUGAACAGUUCAGAAAGUGCAAAUUCUGAGAUGGACUCAGGUUUGAGCCCGAAAUUCUCAGUAUUUUGUAUCGAACAACUGAAAGAAACAUUUCCAUGGACUCUUGAAAGACAUUACGUUGCUCAGUACUUCAAAGAAAGUCAACGAAAUGAGGUUUUCAAUAUGGUCGAUGAAAUCAAGAAGACUGUGAAUGAUUCAUUCGAAAAGCUGACAUGGUUGAAUGACGGAAUGAAGCGCUUCGUGAUUGACAAGAUUUCGAAGAUAAAAACCUUCGCUUUGUUUGAUGGUGUGGAAACAUACGAAGAGAAAGAAAAUCUAUCUACUAUAUAUCGACUACAGUAUCCGAUUGAUGAAAACACCUACAUUAUGAAUGAAUAUUAUGCACGCAGGGCAAAAGUCCUCGACGACUAUCGAAAGGAAGUAUUCGGUCUGGGAGAGAAGUAAGCUGUUAAUAUUUUUAGACACAUAAGUGUGGCUGGAACAUCUCCAUUAGGCCUAAUAAAUGAAGAAGUUUUCAGUGAAAGUCACUCAUUUUCAAGCUGUGCAUUCGCAUAUAUAAAUAUAAACAAAUAUAUUACAUUAUGAUAGCAAUAAGAGAGAGGAAUGUUUCCAAAGAUUUACCGUCUUGAUUGCAAAAUUUCUGACGAAAAUUGUGUUAUACACAAAGCAAUCAUUGAGUAGAAAUCUAAGCGAAAUUCGAUAGGUAAGCUGGGUGAUGCUUCAUAAUCG
Messenger RNA from Trichobilharzia regenti, 942 nucleotides. Lineage: Eukaryota; Metazoa; Platyhelminthes; Trematoda; Strigeidida; Schistosomatidae. The record is from the annotation of a GenBank genome assembly.